Chironomus riparius is the source of this 1011-nucleotide messenger RNA. NCBI's taxonomy places the organism in Eukaryota, Metazoa, Arthropoda, Insecta, Diptera, Chironomidae. The record is from the annotation of a GenBank genome assembly.
AAUCCAUUUAAAUACCGCGUGACUGAAUCAUUGUUGAAAGAGUUGAAAGUGUCGAUAAAAUUUACAAUAUAAAUACAGUUUGAAAUUUGAGUUACGAAUCAUUGCAUUGGCAAUUUAUCUUAAACAUUUUUGUUUCGCCCUAUCAUGUCAAAAAGACCGUAAAUGGAAAGGACAUAAAAAUAAAACAGAAUCAACGGCAAUAAAAAAAAGAGUUUCUAGUUCAUAAAGCAACUUAAACGCAGCAUUAAACACAAAUUUACGGGAAAAUAAUAAAAUCUAAAAUAAAAAAAAAUAAAACAAUGACACGACGACUUUCAUGUUCAAUCUUAACGCGCGUUAGUCAGGUGGCAUCGCCACGUAAAUCGGCAAAAAUGCGAAUGGAACGGGUUCAAAAGAUUAAUAAAGUCAGCAGAUCGCUUUUUGGCCCCAUUAUUAAAAGUGAAUUCAAAAGUUAUGCUCAGAUGGAAAUGGCAAAAUAUCAAUUACAAGCAUCGAACAAAUGGAACUUUGACUUCGUCAACGAAUCACCGAUGUCAAAUGGAAAUAGUCAAUAUAAAUGGGAGUCAGCAAGAGUCCCAGAAGUGCCAAGAUUCUAUCACCAUCGUCAGCAUAUUGUGAAUGGAAGCAAUUUGCAGGCGAACAUCAAUGAACACGAUACAUUGUUCAAUGAAUGUGAAAAUAUUUGUCCACUGUCACGAAACAUCGGUGGUGCAUCGAUUAAGUCAUGGCAGAAAAUGCAUGUUGUAGCAACAUCAUCAUCCUCGUCAUCGAAUAGUAAUCGUAGCAAUAAUAGUGUAUGCUUAAGUCAAACGAAAAUUACAGACUAUUUAAAAGUUCGAAAACGCCGUUUGUCAACAACGUCAGCUGUGAGUUUUAAGAAGGCACGAGCCGAUCUUUAAAGAACCCAACAACAACUGUGUGUUGAACGACAAGCAAGAAGGAAGGAAGGAAAGUAGAACAAAAGACAAUGAAAAAGCAUAAAACUGAACAAUUCUAAGUCGAUUAGGAACA